AUGAAAAGAUUUUGGAUACGAGAACUAUUGUUGCUGGUUUCCUUAUUAUUCAUCCUAAAUUUUAUGCUCCAAUCGAACUUUGCAAAAUUCAAUAAUUUUCGAAAGCCUAAAUUAACAUCUGCCAAAGGUUUGAUAAGUUAUGAAGAGGCAAAUGAGAAGAUUUUCAAGAAAUUUGGAUAUGAAAUAAUUGAAGAGACUUAUCCCAUUCCAAAACUUCGGGAAAUUGAGGAAAAAAGUUGUGAAAUUGUGAAUGAGCAAUGGUUGAACAUCGCAAUACAGGAUCGAAAUAUGUCAGAACCACCUAGGACUAUUCCGAAUUCGCAAGAAGAUUUGUAUUCUUUGAAUGGUUAUAUGCAUAUGCAAUUUGUAAGUUUUCUAGUAGUUUUCUAACAUGAGUUAUGACGUGGCAAACUUCGAAAAAUCAUUUUCAAAUCGAAAAUCUAACUUGUAAGGGAACUUUUUCCACUCUAAAAAUUGAUUUUUGGUAAAUUUUGACAUGGAGAUCACGAUUCUGCGGUUGAAAACUAUGAAAAUCGACUCUGAAUAUGAGUUAUGACGUGGCAAAGUUGAAAAUUUGCGACUUAAGGAGGUUAAAUCGCAAUUUUUCAACUUUUCCACGUCAUAACUCAUAUUCAUAAGUGAUUUCCAUAGUUUUCAACCGCAGAAUCGUGAUCUACAGGUCAAAAUUUACCAAAAAUCAAUUUUAAGUUAGAUUUUCAAUUUGAAAAUGAUUUUCCCAACUUUUCCACGUCAUAACUCUUGUUGAGUUCUGCAGGUCUAUUUUUGCAGAGCUAUAUGAAUGACCGAAAAAUUGGUGCAAACCAUCCAGUUUAUUGGAAUGAUAUAAGUCAUCGAAUGAAAUCGCCACCCACAGAUAAUUAUAGCCCAGAUGGUAAAUCUGUGAAUCAUGCGAUGAAAGCUGUUGGUGUCAAUAAUCAAAAUGGAUUAGUGGUUGGAAGUUUGUCAGCAUGGGUUGAAGUUUACGCGUUGAAAAACGGUGCCGCCCAUCUGCUAACCGUUGAGUACACCACAAUAAUCGUUGAGGAAGCAUGGAAACAUCGAAUCGAAACGAUUCUUCCAAUUGAUUUUGUCAAGAAAUCCGCGAAUUUCUCCAAUUCUUUCGAUUUUGUUUCGACAUUUUCAUCGAUUGAACAUUCGGGUUUGGGAAGAUUUGGCGAUCCAAUGGAUGCGAUUGGCGAUUUUCGAGAGAUGCAAAAAAUUCGAUGCGCUCUCAAAAAAGGCGGACACCUUUUCUUGGGAAUUCCCAUCGGCGUCGAUGGAAUUAUGUUCAAUUUACAUCGAAUUUAUGGACAACUUCGAUUGGCUAUGAUGUUUAGUGGUUUUGAAUGGAUUGCAACUUAUUCGGGAACUUCUGAAAAACCGGUUGAUUUGACGGAAACUGUUACAAAAUUCAAACCAAUGGAGCAUAUUCAAUACACUUUAGUUCUCAAAAAACUGUGA
Caenorhabditis angaria is the source of this 1461-nucleotide messenger RNA. NCBI's taxonomy places the organism in Eukaryota, Metazoa, Nematoda, Chromadorea, Rhabditida, Rhabditidae. The record is from the annotation of a GenBank genome assembly.